Gossypium raimondii (Peruvian cotton) is the source of this 1232-nucleotide messenger RNA. RefSeq names its product proline-rich protein 4. Lineage: Eukaryota; Viridiplantae; Streptophyta; Magnoliopsida; Malvales; Malvaceae. The transcript has 2 exons. Bases 35 to 1015 code for a protein of 326 amino acids. The record is from RefSeq and is a predicted model, not a curated record.
CUGAUAUCAUAUCACUACCUCAGAAGCAAUAACAAUGGAGAACCUCGAGUUUCGGGGAAGAGCACUUGUGGCGUUCACAGUAUGGUCAUUAUUAUUUGUGACCACAUUUUGCAAUGCUAACGGUGAUGGUAAAACAGUUGAAGUGGUCGGGGUUGGUGAAUGCACAGAUUGCAAAGAGAAUAACUUGGACACCACCCAAGCAUUUUCAGGUCUUCGUGUAACCAUAGAUUGCAAGCCAGAAAAUGGUGACCAUUUCAAAACCAGAGGGUCUGGAAAGCUUGACAAACAAGGCAAUUUCAAAGUCUCUCUUCCACAACACUUGUUCAAAGAUGGCAAAUUGAAUGAACAUUGCUACGCACAGCUUCGCACUGUAUCAUCACCUCAACCUUGCCCUUCCAUUAAUGGCUUAGAAUCCUCUAAGCUAGUUUUCAAAUCCACCACCGACCAGAAACACCAGUUUGGGUUAAAAGAGAACCUCAAAUUCUCACCAAUAACAUGUGUCUCAGCCUCCUUUUGGCCUCACCACCACCACAACUUCCCUCCAUUGCCUAAGCUUCCACCACUUCCGCCAUUGAAAAACUUCCACCAUCAUUACCCUCACCCUCCCAUCUACAAGAAACCUCUUCCACCACCGGUUUAUAAGCCUCAUCCGGUGCCGGUCUACAAGAAACCACUCCCUCCGCCGGUUCCUGUCUACAAACCACCGGUUUAUAAGCCUCAUCCGGUGCCGGUCUACAAGAAGCCGCUUCCACCGCCGGUUCCUGUCUACAAACCACCGGUUUAUAAGCCUCAUCCGGUGCCGGUUUAUAAGAAGCCGCUUCCACCGCCGGUUCCUAUUUACAAACCGAAACCCUUCCCUCCUAUUCCUCACAAGCCACUUCCUCCUCUUCCGAAGAUUCCUCCAUUUACGAAGAAGCCGUGCCCUCCGCUUCCCAAGCUUCCUCCCAAGUAUUUCCACCACCCCAAGUUCGGAAAAUGGCCGCCGUUGCCGCCGUUUGCUCCACAUCAUCCUUGAAGUACGUAGGGUGUACUGUAAAAUGAAGUGUUAUAUGCAAUAUUUAAUGAAGCAUUGCAUGCAAUAAAAAAGGUCUAUCUUCGUAGGGGAGAUAAAUUAAGUAAAUGUUUAAAUUAAUUAAGUUGGACGUGUUUGUUGAAUCUUUUUCUUUACUUGCUGAUUAUAAAACUAUGUCAUUUUUAUUGAAAUAAUAAUAUUAUGUUAGGGCCAAUAUAAA